UUCCAUUCGUGCGUGUGUGUAUAUAUUAUAUGGAUGGGAACUUAGUUAAGAUCGAUCCUUGUGAAAUAAAACGAACUUUUUUUUCUCUCUCUAAUGGCUUUCAUAGGAUUACCUGAAAUCUCCAUAGCCUUCAUUUGCUUCCUCAUCUUCCAUUUCUUGACCAACAAGAAACCUCAUGAAAGUUUCCCAAGGAACUGGCCGUUCCUAGGGAUGCUUCCCGGUUUGAUCGCAGCGGUCCCUCGGAUUUACGAUUGGAACGCCGAGCUUCUAGAGUAUUCCAACAUGACGUUCAUUUCCAAGGGCAUCUGGUUCGCAGGGAUGGACGUGUUGGUCACUGCCGAUCCGGACAAUAUCCGACACAUAAUGAGUUCGAACUUCAGAAACUACCCGAAAGGACCCGAGUUCAAGGAGAUGUUCGAUGCUCUAGGCGACGGCAUCUUCAACGUCGACUCCGAGCUGUGGGAGGAUCUGAGGAAAUCGUUUCAGGCCGUUCUCCACCAUCAAGGGUUUCAGAGGUUUACGUUUAGGACAAGCAUGGAUAGGAUCAAGAAAGGGCUUGUGCCUUUUCUCGAUCAUGCAGCCAGGGCAAAGAUGGUGGUGGACAUACAAGACGUGUUGGAGAGAUAUUCUUUCGAUGCGAUGCUCAUUUCGUGUACCGGGUAUGAUCCAGGGACGCUCUCCAUUGAAAUGCCCGAGGUCGAGUUUUACAGAGCUUUCGAUGAUUUCGAAGAGGCGAUUAUAUAUAGGCACUUCAAGCCGAGAAUCUUGUGGAAGCUCCAAAACUGGUUAGGGCUUGGGAUAGAGAAGAAGAUGACAAGAGCUCGUGCCACUUUUGAUCGGAUUUGUGCGGAACACAUAUCGGCUAAACGGAAGGAGAUGGUGAGCUCAGGACAGCAUCAUUCCUUCGGACCGGAAACCUGUGCGGAUGUAUUGACAUGCUUCAUGAAUAUGGAUAGAACUAAAUACAAGCUCUUGAACCCUAAUGACGAUGAAUUCCUGAGAGACACCAUGUUGACGUUUAUGACAGCAGGAAGGGGAACAGGCUCGAUCAUAGCAAGAUUCCUCUGGUUUCUAUCAAAACACCCUCGAGUUCUUACCAAGAUCCGACAGGAAAUGAAAGAGAAACUGCCUCCAAGAACCAGAAGUGGCGACGACGACGAUGGACUGCCUUUUGAUCCCAUGGAGCUAAAGAAGUUGGUAUACUUACAUGCAGCAUUGUCUGAAUCGCUGAGGCUCUACCCUCCGGUCCCAUUCGAACGGAAAUCCCCGGUGGAACCAGACGUGCUUCCAAGCGGUCACAGAGUUGCAGCAAACUCAAAAAUAGUGUUCCCCAUUUACGCGCUCGGGAGGAUGAAAAGGGUAUGGGGAGAAGAUGCGUUGGAGUUCAAACCCGAGAGAUGGAUAUCGGAGACCGGAAGGUUGAAGCAAGAGCCUCCUUCCAAGUUUUUCGUGUUUAACGCUGGCCCGAGAACUUGCCUGGGCAAGGACAUGGCUUAUACGCAGUUCAAGACACUGCUGGUCGAGAUCUUGCAGAACUACGACAUUCAUGUCGUCGAGGGCCAACGUGCUGACUGUAUUAUUUCAACAGUCCUUCGCGUCAAGGAUGGUCUUAAAGUCACUGUUACCAAGAGAUCCCCUGCCUGAAUACAUACAUACAUAUACACAAUAAUAUGCAUAUAUAGCUGUAAUGCUUUGUCUAAAUGAAACCAUUAAAAAAAAAACCAAACCCAUAAGUGCAAUAAUAAUACAAAGUUGUGUUUUUUUUAAUCAAA
Tarenaya hassleriana is the source of this 1772-nucleotide messenger RNA. RefSeq names its product alkane hydroxylase MAH1-like. The transcript has a single exon. Gene Ontology annotation, molecular function: iron ion binding; oxidoreductase activity, acting on paired donors, with incorporation or reduction of molecular oxygen; monooxygenase activity. Lineage: Eukaryota; Viridiplantae; Streptophyta; Magnoliopsida; Brassicales; Cleomaceae. The coding region runs from base 94 to 1644 and encodes 516 amino acids. The record is from RefSeq and is a predicted model, not a curated record.